UCUCUCUCUGUCUCUCCCUCUCUCUGUCUCUGUCCCUCUGUGUCUUUGUCUCUCUCUCUUUCUCUCUCAACCUCUGUUCACAUUUUGUGUUAUUGCUCUCCUCCAGGUUGAAGUAAGAAGAUGCAGGCUCUACAAGUGCUCUCACUGACUCUGCUGUCCGUCCUGGCAGCCAGCGCUCAGACCUUUGUUUCUGGAAAAUGCCCCAACCCUCCCGUCCAGGCCAACUUCGAUACAGCCAGGUACCUGGGCAGGUGGUAUGAGAUUCAGAAACUGCCUGCCGUCUUCCAGAAGGGGGAGUGCAGCCAGGCUACCUACAGCCUGCAGAGCCCUGGAGUGGUUGCUGUUCUGAACGAGGAGCUGCUCGAUGAUGGAACCAUCAACGCCAUCUCUGGCACUGCCAUGGCCAUGGACCCUGCAGAGCCUGCAAAGCUAGGAGUCAGCUUCUUUGAGGGCUCCCCUCCUUCUCCUUACUGGGUGCUGUCCACCGACUACGACAGCUACACCCUGGUCUACGCCUGCACUGACUUCCUGGGCCUGCUGCACGUGGACUUUGCCUGGAUCAUGAGCAGAGAGAGGACCCUCUCCGCCGACACCGUGGAGGAGCUGCGCAGCAUCCUGAGGUCUCACGGCAUCCCUGCUGACAAGCUCCAGGUCACCGACCAGAGCAUCUGCAGCAGCAUGCCUCAGUGACAGAGAGACUCCUGAGUGAGGGAGAGGAGUUGGAAUACUUGUAAUGAUUUUCCUGUCCUUUGAUUCAAUGAACCUCCUUUAUUAAAUGUCUUAAUAAUAA
This is a messenger RNA of Osmerus eperlanus (European smelt), 790 nucleotides long. Its product is annotated as apolipoprotein D-like. Gene Ontology annotation, biological process: response to reactive oxygen species; lipid transport; brain development. NCBI's taxonomy places the organism in Eukaryota, Metazoa, Chordata, Actinopteri, Osmeriformes, Osmeridae. Gene Ontology annotation, cellular component: cytoplasm. The record is from RefSeq and is a predicted model, not a curated record. Bases 121 to 690 code for a protein of 189 amino acids. The transcript has 4 exons. Gene Ontology annotation, molecular function: lipid binding.